GUUUGCCUGGCGUUGAGUCGUCAGUGCCGCCCGUGCCCGAGACCCCCACUAUAAAGGACCGCCUUGGGGCCGGCGCCGCCACUGCAGUCCCGACGCCCACGUCAACGUCGUCAGCAUGGCCCGCGUCCUCCUCGUCGUGUGCCUCGCCGCGCUCUGCGCAGGCUGGAGCAGCGCCAGCACCGACCGCACCCACGGCGGCAACAAGGUGUCGGACUCCGACAUCAAGAAGCUCACGGAGCAGCUGUUCACCGUGGACAAGCACGCCCUCAACAGCGCCGUGCGCAUCGACCUGCAGGGCAAGACGUACUCCAGUGCCACUGACGACAAGGCGCCCCGCCCCCUGCUGAGCGUGGACGAGAGCAGGGCCAAGUCCGCCAACGGCAACGUGGCGCUGCUGGCCCGCCUCUACGACAAGUACACGCCCGACUGCACCAAGGCGGAGAAGGAGACGCCGGAGAAGAAGCAGCAGCAGAGCGACCUCCUGGACGGCCUGCUCGCCACGCCCGUGCUCACCACCACCCUCAACUUCCUCGCCGGCAAGGGUCUGGUCCCCACCGGCAAGGCCGCCCAGAAGCAGUUCCUCAACAAGCUGUGGUUCUCCCUGUACUCGCGCGGCGGCGGCGCCCUCGGCUCCUCGGCCUUCGAGCACGUGUUCCUGGGCGAGCUGAAGCACGGCGACGUCUCCGGCAUGCACUCGUGGCUGUUCUUCAACAAGCAGGAGGAGGCCGGCAAGGCCGACUACAAGGGCUACAUCAAGAAGCUGCCGCUCGGCGAGAGUGGCACCCUGCUCAAGGUGCGCUUCGAGUGGCUGGACGCCAACAAGCCCGUCAACAGCCUGUUCGUGGGAGCCAGCCCCGAGCUGGAGAUGUCCCUGUACACCCUGUGCUUCCUGUCGCGGCCCGACCAGAAGUGCCACGUGUCUGCGCACGGCGUCAACUUCUACAUCCAGACCUGGUCCUUCAAGCUCAGGGACGGCUUCUCCACCAUCGGCAGCGCCUACCCUUCCCUGUAGGAGUCUUAAGCCCUCCCCUGUGCUCUGUCGCGUCAUGGAAAUAAACGAAGAAACGCCUCCCUCGUAAA
This is a messenger RNA of Thrips palmi, 1080 nucleotides long. RefSeq names its product poly(U)-specific endoribonuclease homolog. Lineage: Eukaryota; Metazoa; Arthropoda; Insecta; Thysanoptera; Thripidae. The record is from RefSeq and is a predicted model, not a curated record. Gene Ontology annotation, molecular function: RNA endonuclease activity. The coding region runs from base 116 to 1012 and encodes 298 amino acids. The transcript has 5 exons.